Messenger RNA from Penicillium verrucosum, 339 nucleotides. RefSeq names its product AMP-dependent synthetase/ligase. Lineage: Eukaryota; Fungi; Ascomycota; Eurotiomycetes; Eurotiales; Aspergillaceae. The record is from RefSeq and is a predicted model, not a curated record. Bases 1 to 339 code for a protein of 112 amino acids. The transcript has 2 exons.
AUGACCCCCCGCCCCCCGCCUGCUAAAUGGCUCAUCAUUGUUGAGGGUCUGAUCGAGCAGUGGGAUUGGGGCCAUACCAUUACCCUCCUCGCUAUCGUCUUUAUCUUCUCUGUGGUCUUGAAGCUAUCACAUGCCCGCAUUGAUAUCUCGCGGUAUCGCCAAAAGCGCGCCGCCGAUGCUAAGGCCGGAAUUGAGCUUCAGGAUGCUAAGCCUACUCGCCCUCCUAGUGCCCGUGGUCAUCCCCUCCUCUCCAGCCCCGCUGGGUUUACCGGCCUAGCUAGCAAUACCCGGGCCAUGGCCAAGGCCAGGGCCGCUGCUGACGCCGCUGACGCUGUCUAG